Molecule: messenger RNA, 10812 nt
Organism: Patella vulgata (common limpet)
Lineage: Eukaryota; Metazoa; Mollusca; Gastropoda; Patellidae
Product: mucin-17-like
Exons: 3
Coding region: 3327-8666 (1779 amino acids)
Biological process (GO): positive regulation of DNA-templated transcription
Cellular component (GO): nucleoplasm; chromatin
Molecular function (GO): zinc ion binding; ubiquitin-protein transferase activity
Source: RefSeq, a predicted model, not a curated record
UUAACGGUUUUAGUUCUCUUUGAUAGAGAACGUCUCGUGAAGACAAUCCUUGCACAUGUUUCUAUGUCAACAGAACGUCUGAGUGCUGCUUCUGUCUACUAUUUCAAGAUAAUUGGAUACGUGUUAAUGAUCUAACAAGGUUUAGCAGACAUACAGAUCAGCUGACUGCCGUGUAACGGUUGCAUAUUAAUUCAUGUAUCGGUGGCAUCUAUAAGUGAACCAUCCCGUACUCAGGAGUGACUGCCCGAACCAUUUGGAAAUUUCGUGAUCGCUGAUGAGUGGUUUUUUUUUAAUUAACAAACAGGUAGAAAGAGAAUAUAGACAGACUGUAGAUAUACAUAGAUAUAUAAACCAGGGUUAUGCAGUUAAAGAAACAAUAGAUAUAUCCCCAUGUUUGAUAGGAAAGGUGCCUCAUAAUAAAGGGCUAUUGUGAAAGGAAGAGUGGACUGUCUCCAAGACUGAAUCUAUAACAUGGGGCUGGCUGAAGAUUAUAUUGCAUAACGUCGAAUAGAAUUCUACCCGAAUAACUCCAAAAAUUUAAAUUAGUUGCAUAGAUCGACCCGUGUAACUCAAAUAACCUGGCGAUAUAUAUGUAGAAAAUGAUAAAUCAAAGUACACGAGCCUUAGUAGCAGUUCAUAUAUUGGAUAACUUCACUAGAGUGAAGCAGUUUACUUAAGAAUUGAUAUAUAAGGGAUCGAUAGACAAAGAUCAAGCACUGUAUCAGCGAUCUAGGCGAUUUAAUAGGGACGAGGGGAACAAAACAAACCGAAGUGCAGUGAAUGCAGUCCGUUAUCCAAACCCCAAUUACGGAACAGUGGAAACAAACUACACGCGAAUACAAUCUAUACACACGGGCCAAACAAACUGUUAUCACUCUAAACUUUUUAAAAAGGGGGAAACAAAUCGAAGAGCGAUGAAUGCAGCUCGGCAUCCGAAACACAAUCACGAAAAAGUGGAAAUAAACUAAGUGUACACAAUGCACCGAAUACAACCCAUUGUAGUUUAUCACACAAAUACCGAACAUUUCUCAGCUGUUGAAAUUCUUUUCGUGAGAGACGUAACUGGACAAAUAUUAAGAUAUUUAUGAACGGCAGAAACACGCUAUCUCUAUUUGUAAAACCAUUUCCUGCCAUUUGAUAUUACUUAAGAGAAACACACAAUUUCCCAACGGGCUAAUAUUUGUUAAAAGUUUUGUGUGUGUUGAUUCUGUGCACGUUUGCCCGUGUUUCGUCUGCUGUAUACAAAAUAAACAGCGAGAAAUGGCAACACAAGCGAGUAAUAACUAAUAUUAGUAUGAGUGAGGUUAUUAGGAGUAGUAAUUUGUAGCGAUAUGGGAGGAGUUGGUGAUUAGAUCAGAUAGUAUCAGCAUGGAAAGGACAUUAAUUUUACUAGUUACUUCGCCAUUAACAUCCGGCAAAUCAAUCAGAAAAGUUACGACGAAACAAAGUAGAUCUACAGUCAACAUCAAGAGAACGCGACUUUUACAAAGUGGAUAAUUUCGUUUCGUUAUUUUAUUUGAUGUUUCGUAUAAAACGGCAGUGUAAUGUCUGUUAAUUUAACAUCAUAAACGCACAAUAUCAGGGAGCAAUUUCAACUAAUGUGGCUAGAGAGUGGAUUUUUGUGUGAAGUGCCCUCAUUGAGUUAACGGUAAAAUUGGCAAUAACUGGCACACGUUGUCAUGUAUGUGCAUUACGUUUAAUGAACUCAGGAUAGCAAAACCCCAGUGUAAAACUUUAAAGGCGAUUUCUGUUAACUUCUCGUUGUCAAGUGAAUUUAGUUUUUAUGAAUUAAAAGACAUUUUUAAAGGGUCGUUGCAUUCAGGAAGACCCUACAACUGUGAAAACGCCAUCGUUAGAAAUAAAUAUUAAAGGGGAAUUUCAUUUAAGGGAAAUUAUUGAACUCUUAAAAAUCAUCGUUAUUUUACACGGUGUUAACAUUAAAUUGCAAUGCAACAUAAGAAUGUAGAAACCUGACGUUGUUUACUCAUAAAACAAGCUGCGCAUAAAGAAGUGGUAUCAGAUGUUCUGAAAAGAGUAAAUAUACUAUUGGCAUCACAUGAAAGACAUCAGCAUCGUAUUUCAGGAAUAAAUACCGAUAUAUCGGCUCAAGGAAACCUGUAUCCUGACGUUGACGCCAUUGGGAAAUCUACAACAAUGUUUCUACCAGACAAAAAGUUUUUCAGUAUAAGAACAUGUGCCAAAUGAUUUUAACACCUAACACAUUGUAGUACGAGUGCCUUUGAUUAAAGCCACUAUGGACGUAACAUUAACAAUUGAAACAGGAAUACACGGUUUUACGAUAAGCUGCGCUGUAACGUGUUUAUAAACAAUACAGAGUCAUUAUAUCACUAUAAUAAGUGACAUAAGGGUCCGCAAAAGUAAAAAGGGGCUAAGAAAAUAAUUGUGUGCUUCUAUUUAAACGUUCAAGGAGCAUAAAUAAUAACAUGACAACUGGAUAAACUGGACAUAGAAAUGUAACGUGUUCGAAACGUUUUAAAACAUUGAUUGAUUCGCAGAAAUCUACGAUAUUACCGUUUGUAGUAGCAGACGCACAAUCCAACUUUUACUAAAUCGCACCAAAAUUAGAUUAAAUUUCAGAGUUCAAACUCUUUCGUAUAUUAAGUAAAGUGUUGCACAGUGUCUGUAAAUUCAAAUUAAAUUACCUAUAUUACAUAAUUAAUUAACGGCUCCGUUUAUCAGUGUAUAUGGUGUCUUAUGUUUAUCCUGAUAUCGAGACUCUUUUUUAGCUGAACAAAUGAUAACACGCAUCCGAUAUCCUCGCCGACACACACACGUGUGUUAGUUUAUAUGCUCGGUUGGACAAACACGCAGGAUAUAUUUGGAACAUAUUAAAAAAACAAGUACCGUGGAUUCUUGUUUCGGUGCAUUACUUUCUGAUGCCAUAAAAACAAACACUUUAAUUUUGCAGCAAUUAAUAUCCAACUGUGUGUAAAGGCACUUACCAAUUUAUGGUUCAGGUACACCCGCCAUCGGUGAAUCAAGUUAUUUAAUGAAAUUUUAUAUUCAGCAGAAAAUUGUCUGUCUUGAAAAAUAUUCGUGUUACUCAGACAGAUCUGGUGUGUUGAACGGUAAAUAAAAAUCGCCAUUUUAUUCGUCUAAUCAAAAAAAGUAAACAAGGUUUAUGUGAUUAGUUUGACCUAUAUAGUUAAAAUGUCGGUUGCAUCGUGGAUAGGGUCUUAUAAAGGGACGAAAAUUUGUCAACGGUAAUGGUGAGAAGUCAACUGUCAAUAAACCUGCAUUUAAGCAAAUUUUCUUAACCUGCCAAUAAACACGAGACAAAUCGAACAACAAACACACAUUUCAAGAUGGCGACGGGAACAAAACUUAUGAAAGAAAUCAACGACCAGUUUCUCAUCUGUAAGAUUUGUUUUGAACCUUACAAAGAUCCCAAGACUUUGAUUUGUUUGCACACGUUCUGUUGUGACUGCGUGCAGAAACACACAGAGGCGGAAAACAGCCGACCUUCUCGCUAUAACUUGUACAGUCGAUACGUAACGUGUCCACUUUGUCGGAAAAAGACGGAAAUUCCGAGUGGAGGUAUCCGAAACUUACAGGAUAAUUUCCUCGUGUCCAGUUUAACGGAAGUGAUCAACAAACGAACAUGUACGAAAAUACCGCCGUGUGAAAUAUGCCAUACAAUAAGGCCCCGUUCAAACGAAGCCUGUUCAAAAUGCUUGGAAUGUAAUAAAUUUUUAUGUGCGGGAUGUGUUGAAUUACACAUGACGACCAAAGUUACACAAAAACACAGUCUUAUUGACAUCGAGGGUGAGAAGGAUAUAGAAUGCAAGGCUCAUCCGGAAGAAAUUGUCAGAUUUUAUUGUGAACCCUGUGACGCGUGUAUCUGUGUCGUGUGUACGUUCCAAGAACAUCGAGAUCACGAGAUUUGUUCCUUCAAUGACGGUUUUACUAAGUACAAAGAAACGUUAGUCGAUUUACUCGAUCGGUGCAAGGAGAGGCUAGGGGGUGUUGCAUCGCGAGUUAAACUCAUUGAUAAAUAUGAAUUACUUAUGAAAGAAAUACGAGAAAGAAUCCGUGAUAUUGCGAUCGACUAUAUGACUCAGGUGCGUGCUCGGGAACGUGAACUUAUCAAAAAAGUUGAUGAUCUUUUCGGAAGUGAUGUUCUCGAGUUCAUUCAGAACAAAUCUUGGUUACAAGAGAACUUAGAUCAUCUUCAAAGUACGUGUAAUUUAACUGAAAUAAUUAUGAAAGACAAAGGGGUGGAAAUGAUGUUACUAAAACGUGAAUUACAGGCUAAAUUCGCGCACCUGCUUGAUUCACAAUUACCCCAGGUACCCGAUAAUCUGCCCGAGGAUGUUCGGUUUAUUCCCGGCGAUGUCAGGUUGGGUUAUCUCUCUGUUAAUGGGGAACACGAGGGACCAAAAUCUAUUAAAGAUUCUAUUUAUUCUAGUGAAGGAGUUACUCAGUCGACUCAAACUACUAUUAAGGAAUAUAGUGUGGGGACAUCCUCAAUGGCAGCGGACAUGAAAAUUAUGCAAACAUGUUGCGAAAUGCAAACCGAGCCUUUAACAAUGUGCACAAAACAGACGUCGACCCUGGUGAAGGAGACACGAGAUCGUGGAGUAACAGUUUUCACAAUGGAAUCCAAAACAAAAGGGACCAUGACACCAUCAUUAGAUGUCAGAUCCCUAAAAAGCCAAACGGAUAAAGUUCCAAUGUACGACCAAACUAGCAUGACCUCAAUACCUAGCAUACCUCCUCCUCAAUCCAUGGGAGAUAACUGGUCUCAAUCGAGUUCAAAUGUCACGAACUCAGCAUGCGAUACGAAUUCCUCUUAUAAUAGACAAAAUAGAUGGAUUCGUAGCCGAAAAAUACAGACAGACAUUAGCGCUAUCGAUAAUACCGAAGAUGAUAAGUCAUUUCGCAACGGUACAUUAAUGACUGGUGAUGAUAUGGUUAAUGGGCAUGCCGAGGUUAAUAAUACCAGUGCAAGUAUGGCGCGACGUGAUUAUAAUAACAUUAGUCGGUUACGUUCUACUUCUGCUCCAACAAUGACAGAUAAGGAAACAUCCCCGGAUAAAAUAUUACAAAAAGAUCAGAGUGUUAUGGUUUCACCUAUAUCUGUAGCUAUAGAAACACAAACCCCGAUAACUAAAACGAAAAACUCGUCAGUUGCAACUGAUUAUGAAGGCCAACAGCACAAAGGUGUUUGUACUGUCAAGGUCCCUCUCGUUAACUGUGCAACAGGUACUCCACACGUGACCAGCGAAUCGAAAGUGACGUGGACAGAGAAAAUGAUGACGACAGAGCGUGCGACAUGCACGGUCAAUCCAACGUUAAAUGAACGUUCCACGGCAACACAAGCAGUGGAAUAUGGCGAUUAUGGAGUGCAAGUGCGACCACGACAACGAACCGUCGCGACGAACAUGCGUCCUCGUAGAUUGGCAACACGGGAGUCACAGACGGAUUUGCCGGUUAACGAAAACGUCGUUUCAAAUGGUGUAACGGAGCCGGCAAAGGUUAAUGGUGUCAAAGAUGUCCACUAUGAAAGUAUUUGUGUUGGAACCGAAAAUAUGGAUGUAUGGACGAAAAGUAUGGAUCGCCUUAGUUUUCAUUGCAUGGAGUCAAGUACAGAAACGUUGGAUGUUCGGCUCUGUGAUAAAGAAACGGGUACCAACCAAAUACAGUAUACUGAUAAGUGGACGUUAACCAACAAACCCCAGUUUAUAGACACGGGCGUUUCGCCACCAACACCAGCAACCUUUGACGCUGGUGUCUCAACAAAUGCCGUAAUAACCAUGGAACAGGCCACAUACACAGAUGUGAAAACGUAUAAAGAAAUGGGCGUGGCAACAGUUGUGGUUUUGGCGGAAUCAGAGACUAUGACCGAAAAGAUCCAAACCUCAGAAGCACAAACGUGCGUUGAAAUACAAACAGAAGAAUCGGAAACGUCAACCGAUAAAGUAGAGAUGAUGGAUGAAAUGACCAUGGCAGAACUGUGCACAUGCAAAGAAGAUACCCAGACAUAUUCUAAAGAAACGCAGUGUGGAAAAACAAAGUUAGGCGAGGGGACCCUGGUGAAUUCAAGUCUAGACGAUUCAUUCAAUAAUUCCUAUUCAGAUAUUUUAGAAUGCGUUCGGUGUGAAAAUCUUCUUCAUGAUGAAAAACAAUACAUUGACAGUGGAACAAUGCCGCAGAAGUAUGAAACUCAAGAAGUCGGGACCAUGGCUCUGUCCAUUUAUGGUAAUUCUCCAGACGUCGUAGAUGUUGACACCCAAACCAGUGAAAUUACUACAAGUGAUAAGUCUGUGACGGCUGCCUUUGAGCACGAAGAAGUUCCCAAAAAUUUGCUGCAUUACACCGAUGCAGCAACGUCAACCGAAUCUCUUCCGUACAUAGGUUUGUUAAGUGAGAUUGACGUUGAUGAUUUGAUCGUCUUCCCAGAAGCUCAGUUUGAUCUGGUGUCUGACUACUCGUCAUCGGAAGAUGAUGUUGAAAUGGUAGAUGAUGAAACAUCAACAGACUGGUUAGAUGGAAUAGAAACAGGAACUCAGACCUUUCAACCAUCUGGAACCUCCACACCAGUCACCGACGAUCUACCGCAACUGUUCAGAAACGUUGGAGUAAACACCCAUCAGAAGUUAACAUUUGAGAAAGAAACUUGUACUCCCAUCAGACAUCUUUUCUCAAAAGGUACCAUGACAUUUUAUGUCUCAAGAACAGAUAAAGCCACGAGCACUAUCAACCAAUCCAGAUAUUUAGCGGAAUCCGCAAAGUUUGGGGGUCGUGUAGGUCGGGAAUCAAAUAAAUAUCUGGUUUCGGAUAAGGAUACCAUGACUAACAAAGCUGAACAAAGAGACGCAUCUGUAGAAACAGACCAGACUCUUCUUGACGGGAAAAUAUCAGAAUGUAUCACCAAACUAAGAAGUGUGUCCGAUCGAUUAAACAGCCCAACCAUGCGACAAAGCAGUGAUAGCGAUGUAUUCUUUGAUAAAUCCUUUCUCUACAAAAGGGGGUCAGAUUCGUCUGAGCUGACGUCCUCGUUAAUAUUAACAGACAGUUCAUCUAGUCUCCGAGAAGGAAAACUAUCACCCGGUUCUCCCAGCGAAAAAUCAGAGGAAGAGAGACAAAAACAUUUGCAGCAGCUUUUAGCCGAGACACAAACGACCAGGAAGCCUAAAGACAACAAAGCAGUCAGUAAGAAAGAUACUGCGCUUAAUGCAAAACAGUCGAAACGAUCAUCAUCUGGUUCAGCUGAAAGACAUUUAACAUCAAAACCCCAAGUGCCAGAAAAACCCGACUCCUUAAAGCCUGGAAGUAAUUCGCAAACAGCUGUGAAUCCAACGCCCAUAAAAUCCAUUCUUAAAACGUCCAGUAGUAGUCAAGCAUCGAAAUGUGUUGGUCCUCGAGAAACCGUAUCUUCACCUGCAACACCUGUAAUUAAACCUAGGAGGACGUUAUCCAAAACUCCAGAUAAGACGAUAGACACGGACCCAUUGCUCCUUGAAUCUAGGCUUAAGGAGUUGGACAAUGAACUGGAUAUCAGCCAGGCCAAAUCUGAAGUCGACCCCAACACCACUCCUGUCCAGAUGAGGAAGAAAAUAGACGUUCCAAAGCGCAAGCCACAACCUAUUACAACCCUAAAAGGAAAGAAGGCAGAAGAUGACAAUACUUACAAAACACGCAGCCUUCCGCGUCAAUUCUCCACAGAAAAUUCGCCACUUAGUGCCUUAAUAAUUCAAACGUCUCCGCCAAGUCGCCUACCUCUGUUACGAUAUAACUCAGCUCCUGGACGAAUAGCAACCGUGCCAACCCAUACAUUGCUGAAAAAAGCUGGACAGUCACCACCGCUAAGAACUUCUAACCAAAGACAAGUUUCGCCGAGUAAAAUUCCCAUUAGUAGUCGACAAUGCUCCCCAGAGCAACCAAUGACGGACAUAUAUGGCGGUGCCCAGAAAACCAAAGCACAACAGAAACCUUCUCUUCCAGCAAUUUCCGAGACCAGAACCCCGUCGUCUUGUUCAGAUUCCUCGGACGUGUCCUUUUUAUCUUUAACAUCUGGAGAUUCCAUGAGUCUUUCGCUAACGCCAUCCAUAGGAACUGUAUCUUCAGGAACGAGCGAACAAGUAGCUGGUGCAAUAGCUCCACAACCGAUGGAGAAGCCAAUUGAUAAACCGGGGACCAGCACCCCAGCAACUUCUAAACCAAAGCCAAAAAGCGAAAAGGCGGGUUUUAUGCAAAGACUUUUUUCCAAAAAGAAGAAAGAAGCAGAACAAAAGCCCGAGAUUAUUCAUACAACAACAAAAUGGACGCCACCACCCAAACCGCCCCCUGAACCCCCUAAAAUUCAAAUACCAAAUAAAACACGACCAUUCGUGUACGUCCGCUCUCGUAUUUUCUCCAUUCAAGAUGAUAAAGAGGACGAGAAAAAAUACUUGAAAGAGGAGGAAGAAAAACGAAGAGAAGAAGAAAAACGAAAAGAAGAGGAAAUGAAAGCAAAAAAAGAAAAAGAGAAAAAGGAGGACAAGAAAUCUAAAACGAAAACUAAAGGAAAGAAACCACCAUCGUCGCCAUCUUUAAAACCUGGCAAGAAAACAAACAGGUUAUCGCGGGAAACGGAUUCCGAUUUGUCUGAUUCUCAACUUGGUGCUACGUCAUUAGGAGUUCCUGAUUCUUGUAAGAUGUAGCAAAUACAUCUAUGCUGUGGAUUCUCAUGUUUCGGAACAGGUGAAGAUAAUUGAUAGGACACCGAUCGUGGUUGGAAAACUGAUAUAAACAACACGAUAUUAAACGUUUACUAAUAAAUUUGAAGGGCUAUGAAGUGUCCUAAAACGAACAAAAUUUAUUUGAAGCGUGUGGUGUCGGCUAUUUUGGCUCGCGUCAUAUACAGUGUUUUAUGUAUUUCGAUAACUCGAGAUGCCGAAUACGGAAAAUGAUAUCUAUUUGAAUUUCCAAAAUAUAUUUCGAUGAGAAUCUCAGAAAAAAGGGCGAUAUAUGCGUAGUGCUACAGAACAAGUUGAAUGGAUGUAUGUCUCAAAAAAUCGUAUUGAAAUCUGAUUAUAUUUUCGUUUCGUUUCGGUUUUUUUCUGAAUUUCAAAAUAAUUGGAAAUGCGGCUGCCAUCUUGAAUUGAUGGGGUGGAUAAUUUUCGGCGCGAAACAUUCAGUGAUGCCUUUGCGUCUAUAUUGAAAUCAUAUAGCUGUUCAAGAUCUGUCACUUGGAGAACAAUUUCUUUUACACGAAGAACUUUUCAUGGAAUUUGAAAUAAUUGUUUGUGAUACUAAAUAUAUUUUUUGCUGUGAUAAGCUUCUAUAACAAGCUUUGGUUGGUUGAUAUCGUUGAAAAACUACUCGAACAGAGACUAGACAAAUGUACUUAAGAAUUAUGACACUGUAAAUUUAAUUAAAUAUAUUUAAUAUUUCGAUUUGUCAUGAACUAAAUAUUUAUCAUGAUUUGGGAUACGCGUGACGUGACGUAAUCGGUUUAAAAACAUUGGUCACGGACAUACGAGGGUAGCCAUUGAGUUGAAAAAUACUACGUCAUCGAUGACGAUAUCGGCUCUUUGAUUUGAUCUUAGCGUGAAUUCACUGGUCAUUACGUAGAGUAUGGCCAUUAAAUGCAGUAUGGAUACUAAGAACCAACAUUGUUUAUUUUAAAUAGGCGCCCGCGUGAUUGUUUCGAAGGCACGAAAAGUUUGUUCUUUCUAUGAUCAAUGUUGCUUAGUCUGAUCACGUGAUUUUACGUGUAAACUUGGGAACCAAAUAAAUACGCACCUGUUUUAAACGAGCGAUGGAACUUGUAUUUAUUUUAAACAUAUACCUCAUAUCUAUGCAUGUGUUAAGAAAGAAUUAUACAAUCCCGUCAAAAGGCAAAACCUAGUAACUCGCUUUUUUCUUAUUUUGAGAAAACAAAGGAAAACGUAAUGAAUGAAUAUUAAACCCCAGCUCAUCCAUUGAUUUGACUAUAGAGUUACUAGGUUUUGCUGUGGUAUACUAGGCAAAUGAAGGAAGUUACUAGGUUGUGUCAUGGGUGUAACUGCUUACAAAAUCAAAAGAUUGGAAUAUCUAGUACAACAACAGGAAGCACAUACCCCAGUAACUACAAAUUUGGUCCUAACUCAAUUUUGAUAAAAAAGUGAGUUACUAGGUUUUGCCUUUUAACAGGAGUAUGGCGUUGUAUGUCUUCACCUUAGUACCAAAUGAUUUGAGGUAUUCUAAAUGCCCUGAGGAGUUUCGUGGCGGGGUGGUCUUUAGAUCACAAGGUCCAAUGUCUCAACCAUAAGGAAAAGCAACUAGCUAUUAUGCCUAUACUCUAAAAUUACAAAUCAUUCGAUCUUUAUUGAUGAAAAAGCUGUUGCACUCAAUUAAAAUAUCACUAUGUAAAGAAAUUAGCUGACCCUAUUCAGCAUCGAAUAGACACAAAUAGACACUCAAUUAAAAUAUCAUUAUUUAAAGAAAUUAACUGACCUUAUUCAGCAUGGAAUAGACACAAACAAACACUCAAUUAAAAUAUUAUUAUUUAAAUAAAUUAACUGACCCUAUUCAGCAUCGAAUAGACUCUCAAUUAAAAUAUCAUUAUUUAAAGAAAUUAGCUGACCCUAUUCAGCAUCGAAUAGACAUAAAACAUCAGGAUGGGGACAGAGAAUUGGAUCAAGGUGGAGACACAAGACGACAGAUUAUAAUUUUUCUAGAGAAUAAUUUAUAUUAUAUAUCCAACAAAUAACUAACUUCUUGAAAAUUUAUCAACGAAUUUAUGCAAUAUUAUUUAUAUUAUGUAAAAUACUUGUAUUUAAAUUAUUUAACAUGGAGACGGGUAGGUUUAUAUUAAAUAAAGAA